GCGUACACACCACACCGUUCAUGUAAUAUCUAUUAGAUAAGAACACUCCAUGCAUAUCAAUCUAAACCUAUCAGAGAGAAAUACGGUAAGAAAAUGCAAACAACACCACAGAGAAAAAUAGUCCUAUCCUAUACUUAAAGCAAGAUACGGUACGAGCGACAGUGGUGGAGGGAGAGGAUGCUCCAGCGAGCGAGAGACGAGGGCAUACAUGUCCCUGCCGACCUCGAGGAAGGGCUGGCGGCAGACCCUGUGCAGCGGAGACAGGCUCGCCACCGAGUGCCCAGAGUGACCCAGACUCGUCUCGACGGUUGGGUCGAGCACCCCAUCCAGUACGACCUUGACAUGGCGUACAUCAGAUUCUUCGUGGGCUGUGGUAUCCCGUUCAAAGUCUCUAGAUCGGAGUGGUAUUUGGCUCUACACGACGUCUACCUCAGUCAGUUCAAAGGUCCGUACCGACCGCACCAGCCGGGGUCUGAGUUACUGCGCACGACUCUGUUGUCCCUGUUGUACGCGGAGCUCGAUGAGCGUUUGCGGUAUCACCGAGAGUCGUGGUCUGAGGGGGUCACUUUCAUGACGGACGACUGGUCGACUCAAGCCAACCGCCCUCUCUGCAACUACUUGGUUGCAGGGAGGUUGGGUGCAUCCCUGUACUGUGUCGAGGAUAUGUUCGGUAGGGAGCGGACCGGAGCAGGUCUAUACCUCAGAUGGAGGGAGCUCAUUCUGGAGAUCGGCGCUCAGCAUGUGGUAGCGAUAUGUACGGACAAUGCGUUGGCCAACAAGGAGGCUUACCAUUUGCUCCGUAAUGACCAGGAUCUUUCAUUGCGAAAGAUCGCUUGGAUCCCUUGCGCAGCCCACUGCUGCAAUUUGAUGCUCACGCACAUCGCCAGACAGCCGUGGGUUGCGCAGGUCGUGGAUCUGGUUGCCACCAUUAUGGGCCCCAUUCACGAGCUCCUCCAGCAGGUUGAUUCUGACGGGCGUAGGGUCGGCGACGUGUGGGGUCUGCUGGAGAGGCUGCGGAUUACCGUAGAUCGACUAUCUCUUGAUGAGGCUUGUCACCAGCCCGUAAAGAAGAUAGUCAAGGAGAGGUCAGAUAUGCUCCUCACCCCCAUUCAUUGCGCUGCGUACCUGUUACACCCCAAGUACCGCAGCAUUGACACCUUGAUGCGAGGGACGGUGCAGGAGCGCAUUCUCGUGGAGAAUGCGCUUGAUUACAUCGCGAGCCAGAUCGCGGGAGGCCGAGAGGGCGACAAGAUGACUGUCGUGUGGAGUUCUUUGCAGGACUUCCACGGCAAGUAUCCCACACCUGGUCAUUGGGGGGGACCCAUCGGAGAUGCAGAGAUCGAGCAGCCCGACUUUGAUCCCGUGAGGUGGUGGAGGGUUCAGGGGGGUGAUCAUCGGGUACUGCGAGAUGUCGUCAUGCGCUGCUUGGGUGCGUGGACCACUGCCUCUCCCUGUGAGAGAAACUGGUCCACGCACGACUUGGUGCACACGAAGAGGCGCAACAGGCUGGGCGUCGAGCAGUUGGAGAAGCUUGUGCUCUGUCACUGGAACCUUAAGCUUCUCCAGAGCAGUCACGGGCGUGGCGGGUUCAUAGGGGCAGGCCUCCCAGGGGUCGGAUUGACUGAUGUGGAGAGGAGGGCCGAGGACUACUCCCGUUUCGAGCUGGACGUGAUGGCCCCGGGGACAUACGACCCGGCGGAGAUCGAGAGGGAGGCCGAUCGCCUUAGGAGGCAGUCGAGGGGCAGACGCUUGGCGCGGGCCGCUGCAGCACUGGCUCAUCAGAUUCGCCAGCAGGGCGAAGACGUGAUCCGCGGAGAGGAUGUGAUUGACGACGACAUGUCGUGGUUGUCGGGACCUUAUCGAGGGGAUGGGUUUUUGGAUGUCGAGGCCCCUGCCACCGUGAGCCCUGCAGGUACUGUUGAGGGCACGUCGGCCGAGUCCCCCGCCGUGCCUGCUGGCACAUUUUCCAGCCCCCACCGUGCAGUGGAGUACGACUCCGAGGGGCGGCUCAGACGACGAGCAGGUUUCACCGAUCCGCUAGACUUGUGGGCAGCAUCGGCUGUAUGCCAUGAUGUUGAGAGGGAUUUAGCGGCGUACUUACAGAGACCGUUGUCGGAUCUGCCGCGAGUUGCCCUUGAUGCGGAGACCGGCGACGAGGAAUGUGGAGAGCCCAUUGUUGGGGAGGCUACGGUUGGGGAGGCCACUGCAGGAGAGGGAGGCGUAGAGAGAGAGGAUCUCGUGCGUGACCUGGCGGUGGUCGGUUACUCGGCGGAGGAGAUCGAGGAGGCAUUGGAGGGGUACCCUGGAAGACAGGGACGAGGCAUACUUCGACAGGGGAUGCGCUCACGUUACGGGGUGGAUUGUGGCACCGCACGCGUUUCUCCCUCGCUCCCGUUGCCGCCCCCAGAUCCUUCUUUGGCACUGGGCAUCGCAGGCCCCGGACUGCAGCUGCCUCCCGAGAUGGACACACAGGGUGCCAGUGCCCAGAGCAGCGGCAUACGGGAGCACGACUCCCUAGGUACUGGGCUUCGCCAUGCAGUUCCCCCUGUAGUUUCUGGCGCACGGGCGACGAUGCCAUUGCCGCUGAGAGACCCCUCAAUCAUCAUCGAGCGGAGUCGACCAUUUGUUGGUCGCAAGAGAAAGGCAGAGAGUGUCAGCGGACAGGAGGCAAGGGGAGUUGCAGGUUGUGGCAAAGGCAGAGGCCGACCAUCGGGAGAGGGGAGGGGUGCGGGCGAGAGGGUUAUGUCUGCAGCGGGACGCGGGAGAGGAGUGGGGCGUGGGAGAGGAGAGGGACGUCCCAGAGGCCGACCACCCGGACGGGGGAGAGGAGAGGGACGUCCCACGACACGAGGGGGCGGUGUACCACGGAGGAGAGCCCCCGCAGAUGGAAGAGACGUUCAUACGGACGCAGUGUCGGUCACAUCAUCGAGCACCGAGGAGGAGGAGGGCAUAGCAUUGCGCAUCACCAGGCGGCGCAGGGGAGAGGCGACGACGGGGGCAGCAUUAGCAUCCGUGGCCACAUCAGGCUCGAGCACAUCGGCAUCAUCAGGCGACCCGGAUUUCGAGGGGGGUGUUGAGGUGGACGAGGAGGAGGCAGAGGCCGAUGCAGACCUUGCGGCGGGAGAGGGUGACAUGUCAUGAUAGUUUUGUACAUUUUUUCGUUUUGUGUUCAGGUAUUUUGGGCAGCGAGAGGUUCCAGUUCCCAUCACUUUACAGUAAUGGGAUCUCCGCUGUCGACAUGAGCGCUUUGAUUGCAUGAAGUGGGCCAGGGGAGUGUGGCUUACUACCCUGGAGGUACCGUCUUCCCCCGAACAUAACGCACCCUAAAAAUGAAUGUAUACAAGCUGU
Messenger RNA from Chara braunii, 3348 nucleotides. The record is from the annotation of a GenBank genome assembly. Lineage: Eukaryota; Viridiplantae; Streptophyta; Charophyceae; Charales; Characeae.